UCAAAACAUGUCAAAAAUUGCAAAUUAUCAACCUUAUCACAAACCGUGAUCACAAAUUUCUAACCUAUAAACAAAUAUUUGUUUAUGUUAUUAGAAAUAAAAUGAUAGUUACAGUUUAAAAAACAAAAAUGUUUCGAACACUUAACUUUCUUUACAAAACAUGUAACAUUAAAACGGUACAUACAUUAACGCGAGUCCAAACGAAGUUUUUUAGCUUAUCUUCAAGUCUAAGACAUGGUGAAUAUGAAUGGCAGGAUCCAAAAUCAGAAGACGAAGUUGUAAAUGUUGUGUAUAUAGACAAGGAUGGAAAGAAAACUAAUGUACGUGGGAAAGUCGGAGACAAUGUGUUAUAUUUAGCACAUAGAUAUGGUGUGGAGAUGGAAGGUGCUUGUGAAGCAUCACUAGCUUGCACGACAUGUCAUGUGUAUGUACACCAGGAUUAUCUGGAUAAACUAACUGAACCCGAGGAAAAAGAAGAUGACUUGUUAGAUAUGGCACCGUUUUUGAAAGAAAAUUCUAGAUUGGGGUGUCAAAUCACACUGACGAAAGAAAUGGAAGGAAUGGAACUAACGUUACCCAAGGCAACUCGUAAUUUCUAUGUCGAUGGUCACAAGCCUACACCACACUGAAAAAACACUGAACAGUUACAACCAAGUUUCAGGAUUUGAAUAUCAUGAAUUUAUUUGAACUAAUUACUCUGUUUUAGCUUCUUUUUAAAGAUGUUUCUUGUUGAUCAGUUUAUAAAUACUGUAAAUAAUUGAUUUUUGUUUUAUCAGAAGAUAAGUUAAUGUUACGGUAGUUGAAAUAAAAUAUAUAAAAUAAGAAAA
Melitaea cinxia (Glanville fritillary) is the source of this 827-nucleotide messenger RNA. It is a transcript of the gene Fdx1, whose product is annotated as adrenodoxin-like protein 1, mitochondrial. Bases 129 to 629 code for a protein of 166 amino acids. The transcript has 5 exons. NCBI's taxonomy places the organism in Eukaryota, Metazoa, Arthropoda, Insecta, Lepidoptera, Nymphalidae. Gene Ontology annotation, cellular component: mitochondrion. Gene Ontology annotation, molecular function: 2 iron, 2 sulfur cluster binding. Gene Ontology annotation, biological process: positive regulation of oxidoreductase activity; P450-containing electron transport chain. The record is from RefSeq and is a predicted model, not a curated record.